AUGACGCGGUGCAGGUGCGUAUGCAAGUCUUGGUCCUCCCUCAUCCGCAGCCCUUUCUUUGUCGCCGCCUUCUCCAACUUUCGCAAGAGCACCACUAACUUCAUUUUCAAAAACGGCAACCGCUUCUUCUCUUCAAAAAUAGAGGAGGAGGAGCAACAAGGAGAAGGAGGAGGGAAUAAAUAUAAGGUUCUAACUCGAACACCCCUCGCAGAAAUUUCAUACCGGACUGGGUGCAUAGCUCUCGACCAUUACAACACUAAUGUUCAUAAACUGCAGAGCGUCCAUGGCUUGGUUUGUUCAUCCUUUAAGUGUGGCUCUGUUUUCAUACUUAACCCUACUACUCGAGAGUCCAUUCAACUUCCCCAUGUAAUUACCCGUGGAUUUGAUACAUAUAACUUUGGCUUCACUCCCCUUACCAACGAGUAUAAGGUUCUCCGGGUCAUCUCAUCCUGGGAACUUGGAAAAUGGCAUCAUUGGUUGAACGUAUACACCCUAGGUAGGGAUUCUUCGUGGAGGCCAUUGCAGGUAGACCCUGCAAUGGAGAUAUGGACCCUACACACAGGCACAUCAAGUACUGGAAGUGUGUGCGUCGAUGGGGCCAUACACUGGUUCAAUAAUAGGCCAAAAACCAUAGUUGUAUUUGACGUUGGAGAAGAGAGCUUCAGCUUGGUGCCACUACCGGAAGAUUUUUCUCAAGAGUAUAAUGAUAUUUUCGAUACUUGUUCCAAGGCCUUUGCAAGUAUAGUUGAGGUGGGAGGAUGUGUGGGUGUGCUUGUUGGCAAGUCGUGGAAACAUUACAAGAUAGUUUUAUGGAUUUUGAAAGACUACCAAAACCUUGUGUGGGUUAAGGAGACUAUUUCUAUCAGUGAGAUGCUAAGAGAAGCAACUUCCGUUCAAGCUUUGGGCACAAUCCACACAGGUGAGCUAGAACUCUGUUUUAAUGGAAUGUUGGAAGUCGACCACCCUACAUUCCAUUUACAUCUUUAUAAUAUGAAGAGUAAGCAAUAUAGAAUACUUGAUUUUGUAUUUAGUGAGGCUGCGGUAGAUCCUCUCAACACAAGGCCAAUUCAGUUUAGUUACUAG
Molecule: messenger RNA, 1083 nt
Organism: Prunus armeniaca (apricot)
Lineage: Eukaryota; Viridiplantae; Streptophyta; Magnoliopsida; Rosales; Rosaceae
Source: the annotation of a GenBank genome assembly